GUCGAGGCGCAGGCGCGCGAGCAGUCGCAGCUCACGGCGGUGACGACCAAGACGGUCAACGUGCACGGUGACGGCAUGGUGGUCACGACCACGUCGCAGUACGAGCAGCACUCGUUUGCGAGCAAGACGGACUGGCGCGUGCGUGCGAUCUCGGCCACCAACUUGCACUUGCGUACCAACCACAUUUACGUCAACUCGGACGACAUUCGCGAGUCGGGCUUUACGUAUGUCUUGCCCAAGAACAUUCUCAACAAGUUCAUUACGGUCGCGGACCUCCGGACGCAGAUCGGCGGCCUCAUCUACGGUGUCUCGCCGCCCGACAACCCGCACGUGAAGGAGAUUCGGUGCAUUGUCGUGCCGCCGCAGCUCGGGACCCAUCAGAGCGUCACGAUCCCGAUGGCGGCGCCGAGCCACGAGUACCUCGAGAACCUCGAGGCGCUCGGCUGGAUCCACACGCAGCCGAACGAGACGCCGGCGCUGGCGCCCCAAGACGUGUCGUUCCACGCCAAGUUUAUGGCCGAGAACGCGUCGUGGGACGGCGAGAAGACGAUUGCGAUCACGUGCAGCUUCACGCCCGGGUCGGCGUCGCUCACCGCGUACAAGCUGACGCCCGCGGGCUACGAGUGGGGCCGCGCCAACAAGGACACGGGUCCGAGCCCGCCGGGGUAUCUGCCGACGCACUACGAGAAGGUGCAGAUGCUGCUCUCGGACCGCUUUGUGGGCUUUUACAUGGUGCCGGACGAAGAAGUGUGGAACUACAACUUUAUGGGCGUCAAGCACACGCCGAGCAUGAAGUACGACGUCAAGGUCGGCAACCCGAAGGAGUUUUACCACGAAGUGCACCGCAAGACGCACUUUUACAACUUUAGCGCGAUGGAGUCGGUCGACGAAGCCGCCGGCGACGCCGAAGAAGAAGGCCAGCGCGACGUCUUUGGCUAGGUCUGCGUGGUUGCAUCUCGCUUUAUCUCAAAAUACAUGAAUUGCAUC
Messenger RNA from Saprolegnia parasitica CBS 223.65, 987 nucleotides. RefSeq lists its product as hypothetical. The transcript has a single exon. Gene Ontology annotation, biological process: spliceosomal tri-snRNP complex assembly; mRNA splicing, via spliceosome. The record is from RefSeq and is a predicted model, not a curated record. Gene Ontology annotation, cellular component: U5 snRNP; catalytic step 2 spliceosome. Bases 76 to 939 code for a protein of 287 amino acids. Lineage: Eukaryota; Oomycota; Saprolegniomycetes; Saprolegniales; Saprolegniaceae. Gene Ontology annotation, molecular function: U5 snRNA binding; metallopeptidase activity; pre-mRNA intronic binding.